AUGCAGAAGCUCCUCGUGCUCCUCACACUUCUCUCACAGCACGGUUGUGGGAAGCCAAUAGUUUCACAAAGAAUCGUAGGAGGAGCGGAUUCGGCACCUGGAGAAUGGCCAUGGCAGGUCAGCAUUCAGCUUGAAGACUUUCCCGAAUGCGGGGGAUCACUCAUCACCAACUCCUGGGUGCUGACAGCGGCUCAUUGCUUCACACAGUCGAUGAAUGUCUCAGAAUACACCGUAUACCUUGGGGCACAUCAGCUAUCAGGACUGCAGCAGUCUGGAGUUGUAGCCAGAGGAAUAAAAGGAAUCAUAAUACACCCCGACUUCACAGAAGAAGGAUCCAGUGGAGAUAUUGCCUUAGUGGAGUUAGAGAAUCCGGUCGAUUUCACCUCCUCUAUACUUCCCGUCUGUUUACCAUCUGCGUCUGUGAACCUUCCAGCGGGAACCUUGUGCUGGGCAACAGGAUGGGGCGCCUUUAAAGAUGGCGUGCCACUGGACAACCCCAAGACUCUCCAGGAGGUCCAGCUCGCUCUGAUAGACAACAAAAACUGUGAAUCCAUGUACCAAGCCAGCUUGGGCUAUAACCCCAAAUUGAAGCUGAUAAAAGACGACAUGAUGUGUGCCGGAUACAAGGAAGGAAAGAGAGAUACAUGCCAGGGUGACUCCGGUGGACCCCUUGUCUGCAGUUUGAAUGGUGCCUCGGUGCAGAUGGGAAUUAUUAGCUGGGGUUUUGGAUGUGCUGAGCCAAGUCAUCCUGGUGUAUACACGAGAGUCCAAUAUUACCUGCCCUGGAUACAGAAGUAUGUAGCCUCCUUGCCGAACAAUAAUGGGUUGAAGAGUGUUCACCUGGUGGACAAGAUCAGCAAAACAUCUCCAAACAACAGCAGCCAUAGUGAUAUUCUAUUUGACCCAAACCAUAUGGAGAGUGGAAAUGUAACUGGUAAUGGUACUGUGCCCAAGAUGCAAUUUCUGGUUGGCAAUGGAGCCCAUUCGAAUCUAUGGUCAAUGGCCAAUUCCAUGCUAAUCCUCCUGGGUCUUGUGCUUCGUCUGUGA
This is a messenger RNA of Hyla sarda, 1047 nucleotides long. RefSeq names its product serine protease 33-like. The transcript has 5 exons. Bases 1 to 1047 code for a protein of 348 amino acids. Gene Ontology annotation, biological process: proteolysis. NCBI's taxonomy places the organism in Eukaryota, Metazoa, Chordata, Amphibia, Anura, Hylidae. The record is from RefSeq and is a predicted model, not a curated record. Gene Ontology annotation, molecular function: serine-type endopeptidase activity.